Scaptodrosophila lebanonensis is the source of this 651-nucleotide messenger RNA. RefSeq names its product U1 small nuclear ribonucleoprotein C (gene snRNP-U1-C). Bases 94 to 540 code for a protein of 148 amino acids. Gene Ontology annotation, biological process: mRNA splicing, via spliceosome; mRNA 5'-splice site recognition; spliceosomal snRNP assembly. Gene Ontology annotation, cellular component: nucleus; U1 snRNP. Gene Ontology annotation, molecular function: pre-mRNA 5'-splice site binding; zinc ion binding. The transcript has a single exon. The record is from RefSeq and is a predicted model, not a curated record. NCBI's taxonomy places the organism in Eukaryota, Metazoa, Arthropoda, Insecta, Diptera, Drosophilidae.
ACACUAAAGAGUCAACAUAUUUAGGAAAACAUUAAAAAUACGAGCAUAUUGUCUGAAUUAUAGAAAAUAUUGUCGUGCAACUGUCUCAGCAGCAUGCCGAAGUACUACUGUGACUAUUGCGACACGUAUCUGACGCACGAUUCUCCGUCGGUGCGCAAAACACAUUGCACCGGGCGAAAGCACCGCGACAAUGUGAAAUUCUACUACCAGAAGUGGAUGGAGGAACAGGCACAGCAUCUGAUCGAUGCCACCACAGCUGCGUUUAAGGCGGGGAAGAUCACAAACAAUCCGUUUGCCAGUGGACCGCCGGUAAACAAGCCGGCUGGUGUUUCCAUUCCACCACCGAACUUGACCUCGGCACCGCCACCUCGUCCUGGCAUGGCCAUACCACCGUAUAUGCCGCCCAUGAUGAAUCAUCCGAUGAUGGGUCCAGGCAUGCGGCCGCCGCCGAUUCUCAAUCCUAUGGCUAUGAUGGGGCCGCCACCACCGCUAGGCACCAUACCAGGUGUACGUCAACCAAUUAUGAAUGGCCCAAAAUAACACAAAUAACUAACUAAAUAAGCCGUAUGAUUAAGUAUAUCAUGUUUAGCGAUAUGAAAAAAUUACCACUGGAUCGAUUUCAUACCAAUAAAUGAAAUUGUUUAACUUGAA